AUGGAUGAAGUUGCAAAAUUAGAACAUCUCUCUCUCGUAUCUAAAAUAUGUACAGAGUUAGAUAAUCAUUUAGGACUUAAUGACAAGGACUUGGCUGAAUUUAUUAUUGACUUAGCGGACAAGAAUCCAAACUUCGAAGGAUUUAAAAAGGCUCUUAUUGAAAAUGGGGCAGAAUUUCCAGACUCGUUUAUGACUAAUUUACUUCGUAUCAUACAGCAUAUGAAGCCAAUUUCUAACGAAAGUGAGAAAAAUGAGGAAAAAAGUAAACAAUUAAAUCCAUUAGCGUCAAAAUUUCCUGGACUAGCCAUUCCAAAUGACAAACCUAGUCGAUUUUCUUCCGAUGACGAAAGUGAUGAGGAUAAACAUACUAAGAGAAUAACUUCAAAAGAUAUAUUUAAAGAUGAAUCAAAAGCAAAGGUAUCUUCUAUAAAUGUAGUAGAUGAGGCUAUGGCAGCCUUAGAGGCGUUAGCUCCCUCAAAAAGUGGUAUAACAAGUGAUGAAACUCAAAAGGAAGAUAUAAAGAAUGAAUACAGUAGAGAUUGUAAGGACAAUCACACAAAAAGAGAUAGUUCAAAAGAAAUAAGAUAUAGAAGUAGAAGUCGAGACAGACAAAGUCGUAGUAGAGAUGUGAAAAGCAGUAAAGAUAGAAGAAGUCGGAGUAGGGAUAGAAGCAGAAGGAGUAGGGAUAGAAAUCGAAAAAGUCGAGAUAGAGACAGGAGAAGUAGAGAUAGAGAAAGAAGGAGUAAAAGUAAAGAUAGAAGAAAGAGGUCUAGAAGCCGUCAACGACACAGAUCAAGAUCAAGGAAUAGACACGGAAGAUCAAGAUGUAGAAAUAGGAGGUCUAAAUCUAGAUCACGUUCACAUGGUAGGGAGGAAAAAAAUAAAUAUAAUACUGAUUAUGGUAAAAAACCUAGAAAGAAAAGCCCUGAUGUGGAAAUUAGUGAUGAUCCUGAGCCAGGCAAAAUAUAUAAUGGAAGGGUGGCCAACAUAGUCCCAUUUGGUUGCUUUGUUCAAAUGGAAGGCUUGAGAAAGAGAUGGGAGGGCUUAGUUCACAUUUCUCAACUGAGAUCUGAAGGCAGAGUAACUAAUGUUUCUGAUGUUGUUGGCAGAGGUGAUAAGGUCAAGGUUAAAGUGCUAUCUGUGACCGGACAGAAGGUGUCCCUUACAAUGAAGGAUGUAUGUCAAGAAACUGGCAAGGACUUAAAUCCAACAUCUCAUGCACAUUUAGAGGCAGAACGUGAAGGCCGUAACCCAGAUAGACCCCCACCAGCCGCCACAGUGCUAGCCGGCCUCCAAGGUGGUCUGGAUCCUGACGAGGACUCGAGCAGGAAACGCGUCACGAGAAUCUCUAGUCCUGAACGCUGGGAGAUUAAACAGAUGAUAUCCUCAGGGGUAAUUGACAAGAGUGAGCUCCCAGACUUUGAUGAAGAGACAGGUCUUUUGCCAAAAGAUGAAGAUGGAGAAGCUGAUAUUGAAAUAGAGCUAGUGGAAGACGAACCACCUUUCCUCCAAGGUCAUGGCAGAGCCCUACAUGAUCUAUCUCCAGUAAGAAUAGUGAAGAACCCCGACGGGUCUUUAGCUCAAGCGGCCAUGAUGCAAAGUGCAUUAGCCAAAGAGCGUAGAGAGCAAAAAAUGAUACAAAGAGAACAAGAAAUGGAAAGCUUGCCGACUGGUUUGAACAAAAAUUGGAUUGAUCCAUUGCCAGAAUCUGAUGGGAGGGCCCUCGCAGCGAAUAUGAGAGGGACUGGCAUCACACCUCAGGAUCUACCAGAGUGGAAGAAGCAUGUGAUAGGCGGCAAGAAGUCUUCAUUCGGUAAAAAGACCAAUUUGUCCCUUCUGGAGCAGAGACAGUCGCUGCCUAUUUAUAAAUUGCGAGAUGAAUUGACAAAGGCGAUAUCCGACAACCAGAUCCUGAUAGUGAUCGGCGAGACGGGCUCGGGCAAGACGACGCAGAUCACGCAGUACGUGUGCGAGGCGGGCGUGGCGGCGCGCGGGCGCGUGGCGUGCACGCAGCCGCGCCGCGUGGCCGCCAUGGCCGUGGCCAAGCGCGUGGCAGAGGAGUUCGGCUGCCGCCUGGGCCAGGAGGUCGGCUACACCAUACGCUUCGAGGACUGCACCAGCCCCGAUACUGUUAUUAAGUACAUGACAGACGGUAUGUUGCUCCGAGAGUGCUUAAUGGAUCUAGAUCUAAAGAGCUAUUCAGUCAUUAUGUUGGACGAAGCCCACGAGCGCACCAUACACACAGACGUACUGUUUGGACUACUCAAACAAGCCGUACAGAAGAGACCCGAGCUCAAACUAAUCGUCACAUCGGCCACAUUAGACGCUGUUAAAUUCUCCCAAUACUUCUUCGAAGCACCCAUCUUCACUAUACCCGGAAGAACUUUCCCAGUCGAAGUCCUGUACACGAAAGAACCUGAAACGGAUUAUUUAGAUGCCUCUCUAAUAACAGUCAUGCAAAUUCAUCUCCGGGAACCCCCGGGAGAUAUCCUUCUGUUUUUAACUGGUCAAGAGGAGAUUGAUACAGCAUGUGAGAUUCUGUAUGAGAGAAUGAAGUCUUUAGGCCCCGAUGUGCCAGAACUGAUAAUUUUGCCAGUAUAUUCUGCCCUGCCAUCGGAAAUGCAGACCAGGAUCUUCGAACCUGCUCCCCCUGGGUCUAGGAAGGUGGUCAUAGCCACAAAUAUAGCAGAGACGUCUCUAACGAUAGAUGGUGUGUAUUAUGUAGUGGACCCAGGGUUUGUGAAACAGAAGGUGUAUAACUCCAAGACCGGUAUGGACUCGCUGGUCGUUACUCCGAUUUCGCAGGCGGCGGCCAAGCAGCGUGCGGGGCGCGCGGGGCGCACGGGGCCCGGCAAGUGCUACCGGCUGUACACGGAGCGCGCCUACCGCGACGAGAUGCUGCCCACGCCCGUGCCCGAGAUACAGCGCACCAACCUCGCCACCACGGUGCUACAACUGAAAACAAUGGGUAUCAACGACUUGCUACACUUCGACUUUAUGGACGCGCCGCCAGUGGAGUCGCUCAUCAUGGCGCUUGAGCAGCUGCACUCCCUCUCUGCGCUUGAUUCUGAAGGAUUGCUCACUAGACUCGGCCGAAGAAUGGCUGAAUUUCCCCUGGAACCGAAUCUCUCAAAAAUCCUCAUUAUGUCAGUCGCCCUGCAGUGCUCCGACGAGAUCCUCACGAUCGUGUCUAUGCUCAGCGUCCAGAACGUCUUCUAUCGGCCCAAAGACAAACAAGCUCUAGCCGACCAGAAAAAGGCGAAAUUCAACCAGCCUGAAGGAGACCAUCUUACAUUAUUAGCAGUGUACAACAGUUGGAAGAACAAUAAGUUCUCAAACGCAUGGUGCUAUGAGAACUUUGUGCAGAUCAGGACGUUGAAGCGAGCGCAGGAUGUCAGGAAACAGUUACUGGGUAUUAUGGAUAGGCACAAGUUAGAUGUAGUAUCAGCUGGAAAAAACACAGUGAGGAUACAGAAGACAAUAUGUUCAGGCUUCUUCAGAAAUGCUGCAAAGAAGGACCCUCAAGAAGGAUACCGGACUCUUGUUGAUAGUCAAGUGGUUUAUAUUCAUCCUUCCAGUGCUUUGUUUAACAGGCAGCCAGAAUGUGCUUUGUUUAACAGGCAGCCAGAAUGGGUAAUCUACCAUGAGUUAGUUCAAACAACAAAGGAGUACAUGCGUGAGGUAACAACGAUUGAUCCAAAAUGGUUGGUGGAAUUUGCACCAGCUUUCUUCAAGUUCUCUGACCCAACCAAGUUGUCUAAGUUCAAGAAGAACCAGAGAUUGGAGCCCUUGUAUAAUAAAUAUGAAGAGCCCAAUGCAUGGAGAAUAUCAAGAGUGCGAAGACGUAGAAAU
This is a messenger RNA of Brenthis ino (lesser marbled fritillary), 3852 nucleotides long. The record is from the annotation of a GenBank genome assembly. NCBI's taxonomy places the organism in Eukaryota, Metazoa, Arthropoda, Insecta, Lepidoptera, Nymphalidae.